AGACCAUCUCUAUAUUAAUUUCCUUGUCUAGCUACACGGUUUCCAAGUCAUAGGGAGAAAGCAUGGGUGGUGGAGGAGACUUCAUGGUAACAGUGAGCAGGAAGGAGGUAGUGGCGGCUGCGCUGCCUGUGCAGGAGUACUGGCUGCCACAAUCUAACCUGGACUUGCUUUUGCCUCCAGUAGAUGUGGGUGUGUUUUUCUGUUACAAGAAGCCACAUGGGAGUGGGAAUGGAGGUGAUGAAUUGAGGUUUGGGUCCAUGGUUAGGGUUGUGAAGGAGGCCUUGGCCCAAGCACUGGUGUCCUAUUAUGCAUUUGCAGGCGAGGUUGUGAGUAACUCAGUGGGUGAGCCUGAGCUUCUAUGCAACAACCGCGGGGUGGAUUUCACAGAGGCCUAUGCGGAUGUGCAACUACAAGACCUCAAUUUGUAUAACCCUGAUGACAGCAUUGAAGGCAAGCUUGUCCCUAAGAAGAAGAAUGGAGUCCUCUCAGUACAGGUGACUGAGCUCAAAUGUGGCGGAGCUGUGGUGGGCUGUACAUUUGAUCAUCGCAUAGCAGACGCCUAUUCUGCCAAUUUGUUCAUCGUUUCAUGGGCUGAGAUGGCUCAGUCCAAGCCAUUAUCUGUAAUACCAUCUUUCAGGCGCUCUCUUCUCAACCCUCGACGUCCAGGCUCCUACCAUCCGUCCCUCGAUGAGAUGUAUGUCCCCAUCUCAGCCUUACCUCCUCCCAAGGCUCCGCAGCCCGGUGCUGAGCAUCUCAUAAGCCGCCUUUACUAUGUCAGUGCUGAACAGCUCAGUCUGCUCCAAACACUAGCCAGCAGCGGCGGAAUCCGCAAGAGGACUAAGCUAGAGUCUCUCAGUGCAUUUUUAUGGAAGAUGAUAGCCAAAAGUGCUGUCAUGGAGAAUGCAAACAAAAAGAUAUGCAAGAUGGGCAUUGUGGUAGAUGGAAGAGGGCGGUUAAGCAGUGGGGAUGAAGAUAAAACGGCUCUGAUGGCCACUUACUUUGGAAAUGUACUGUCCAUUCCCUUUGGUGAGAAGAUAAUUUGUGACCUGAAAGAGCAACCAUUGAGUUGGGUGGCAGAUGCAGUGCAUGACUUCCUAGAAAGGGCAGUGACCAAGGAGCAUUUCUUGGGCCUCAUAGAUUGGGUGGAGACUCACCGUCCGGAGCCGGCUUUAGCAAAAAUAUACUGCAGUGGCAGUAGCGAUGGACCAGCAUUUGUGGUGUCAUCAGGGCAGAGAUUCCCGGCGUCAAAGGUGGACUUCGGGUGGGGGAGACCGGCUCUGGGGUCAUACCAUUUUCCAUGGGGUGGGGAUGCUGGGUACGUGAUGCCAAUGCCGAGUCCGGCAAGAGAUGGCGACUGGGUGGUGUACAUGCAUCUGCUGAAUGGCCAGAUAGAGUUGAUUGAGAAUCAGGGAGCUCAUAUCUUUAGGCCUUUAACAUCCGAUUAUCUUAAAUUAGCUGACUUCCCUCACCUAAGUUAAUUAGCAAUAUGCCUGAUACAUAUAUGUCUGCACGUAGAUGUAUUAAUGUAGCACCUUGAACUG
This is a messenger RNA of Vitis vinifera (wine grape), 1541 nucleotides long. Its product is annotated as coniferyl alcohol acyltransferase. The transcript has 2 exons. Lineage: Eukaryota; Viridiplantae; Streptophyta; Magnoliopsida; Vitales; Vitaceae. Gene Ontology annotation, molecular function: acyltransferase activity, transferring groups other than amino-acyl groups. Bases 63 to 1478 code for a protein of 471 amino acids. The record is from RefSeq and is a predicted model, not a curated record.